CGGCGGCAGCAGCAGCAAAGAGCGAGGAAGAGGCGACUACUAUUAGGAUUGGCCCGUGGCCGCUGGCGAGGAGAGAGAAGCGGCGUCGGCGUCCCUGGCCCUCUUGCCGUUCCCACCGGCGGGCUGCGGGGUGAUGGUGGCCGGCGGGCCAUGCUGCUGAAGCUCCUGCAGAGACAGACCUAUACCUGCCUGUCGCACCGGUAUGGGCCCUGCCUUUGCCUUGGGGGCCUCGUCCUCAUGAUCGUCUCCGCCCUGCAGUUCGGAGAGGUUGUUCUAGAGUGGAGCCGGGAUCAGUACCAUGUUUUGUUUGAUUCUUACAGAGACAACGUUGCUGGGAAAUCUUUUCAGAACAGACUUUGUUUACCCAUGCCCAUUGAUGUGGUUUACACCUGGGUGAAUGGCACAGAUGUUGAGCUGAUCAGAGAACUGCAGCAGGUGAGGAAACAGAUGGAGGAAGAACAGAGGAUAAUAAGGGAAAUGCUUGGAAAGAACACUACGGAACCAACUAAGAAAAGUGAGAAACAACUGGAGUGUUUACUGACACAUUGUAUCAAAGUGCCAAUGCUUGUCUUGGACCCAGGGCUGCCAAACAACAUAACUCUCAAGGACCUCCCAUUGAUCCAUCCUUCACUGCGGUCUGCCAACAACCUCUUCUCAGUCGCAAAGCCAAAAAAUCCUUCUACCAAUGUCACUGUUAUUGUUUUUUACAAUUCUAAAGAAGCUGAAGAUGCCAAUUCUGAAAUGCUGAAAGAGAGCAGCAGGCAAGCUGUAUGGAGGGGCUAUUUGACUACAGACAAAGAAGUUCCUGGGUUAGUGAUAAUGCAAGACUUGGUUUUCCUUAAAGGUUUUCCACUUACAUUCAAAGAAACAAAUCAACUAAGAACAAAAUUGCCAGAAAACCUUGCUUCCAAGAUAAAACAGUUGCAGCUUUAUUCAGAAGCCGGUGUAGCUCUCUUGCAAUUGAAUAAUCCAAAGGGCUUCCAAGAACUGAAUCAGCAAGCUAAGAAGAACAUGACUAUAGAAGGGAAAGAACUGACUCUUAGUCCUGCUUAUUUAUUAUGGGAUCUCAGUGCUAUCAGCCAGUCCAAACAGGAUGAAGAUAUUUCUGCCAGCAGGUUUGAAGAUAAUGAGGAGCUACGAUAUUCAUUGCGAUCAAUAGAGAGGCAUGCGCCAUGGGUGCGACACAUCUUCAUAGUCACAAAUGGGCAGAUUCCUUCCUGGCUUAAUUUGGAUAACCCUCGGAUAACUAUAGUAACACAUCAGGAUAUAUUUCAGAAUUUGAGUCACCUGCCCACCUUUAGCUCCCCUGCCAUUGAAAGCCAUAUUCAUCGCAUUGCAGGUCUGUCCCAGAAGUUCAUUUAUUUAAAUGAUGAUGUGAUGUUUGGGAAGGACGUGUGGCCUGAUGAUUUCUAUAGCCACUCCAAAGGUCAAAAGGUUUAUUUGACAUGGCCUGUGCCAAACUGUGCUGAAGGAUGUCCUGGUUCAUGGAUUAAAGAUGGUUACUGUGAUAAAGCUUGUAACAAUUCUGCUUGUGACUGGGAUGGCGGGGACUGCAUUGGUAACACUGCAGGUAGCCGUUAUGGUGCUGCUGGUGGAGCUGGUGUAGGAGUCGGGAAUGUUCCACCCUGGCAGUUUGGUGCUGGUAUAAGUGGAGUUUCUUACUGCAACCAAGGCUGUGCAAAUUCAUGGCUGGCUGAUAAAUUUUGUGAUCAGGCAUGUAAUGUCCUUUCUUGUGGAUUCGAUGCUGGUGACUGUGGACAAGAGCAUUUCAAUGAGCUUUACAAAGUGACACUUCAAAAGAACCAGACUCACUAUGUCAUUCCGAAAGGUGAAUAUCUGCCUUAUUUCAGCUUUGCUGAAAUAGCUAAGAAAGGACUUGAAGGUGCAUAUAGCGAUAACCCAAUAAUACGCCAUGCUUCCAUUGCAAACAAAUGGAAGACGAUCCACCUGAUAAUGCACAAUGGAAUGAAUACAACUGUGAUUUUUUUCAACCUUACAUUUCAAAGUAAAGAUGAUGAAGAGUUUAAGAUGCAAAUAACCCUUGAGGUUGAUACAAGAGAGGAGCCAAAAACAAAUGCAACUUCCACCCAGAAACCAGAGGAAGAUGUGAAAGCUACAACUUCAGUGCCAGAGGCCGAAAUGAUAUUCGAGGAUGUUCCGGAAGAAGAUCGUUUUCCAAGAAUUAAAAAACACCCAAAUGGCACGACUGAGAACUUGGAUGAAGACAUAGUGAUUCCGUCAGUAAACAUCUCUUCCCUUCCAGAAGAUGUGAAGCUAGCUUUGCAAGACCUAGAUUUGCAGCUAAUAAUAGGUGACAUCACUCAGAAGGGGUACAAUCUAUCUAAGGCUGCUCUUCUAAAGCCUUUCCAAGGGUUCCCUGCAUCAGCAAAGGCAGUAGAAAACAGUUCCCAGAAGAAAAAAGAAAAGGAUGUGCAUAAUGGCUUGAUAAACGGGACAGUGUCUUUGAACUGGCAGAAGCCUUUCAAAAAUGAUAAUGAUGGCAAAGCUGCAGCUGAAGAAAAAUUACACAAAAUAUUUCCAUUGGAACCUAUUGCUGUAGGUAGUACUCUUGUGCCAAUGAAUGUGAACAGUAAUUUCCCGCUGAGACCUGGCUCUUUAGUAAAAUCUGAAUUUGCACCUGCAAUACAAGAUGUAGGCAGCAAGCCUGAAUCUUUGGAGAAAGCCUUCAUGAAGAAGGAAACCUUGAAAUCCAAAGAAAUUAGGGAAAAGAAAACUUCAGGAAAAAAGGAAAAAGAAGCCAAUGUCAAUCCAGUACUUUCCAAAGAAGAUAUUGCAGAAGGUCGAGCCUUACCAAGAAGGAAAUUGCAGCAUUACACAGGAAAUUAUCAAGGUUUUUUGCCAUGGGAGAAGCACAAAUAUUUCCAAGACCUUCUUGAUGAAGAAGAGGCAUUAAGGAAAGAGAUGGCUUACUUUACAGAUAGUAAACAGAUUGGAAGGCAACUGAAAGAUACAUUUGCUGAUUCUCUCAGAUAUGUGAAUAAACUGCUGAACAGCAAAUUUGGAUUUACAUCUCGGAAAGUACCUGCUCAUAUGCCUCACAUGAUUGAUCGAAAAGUCAUGCAAGAAUUACAGGAUCUAUUUCCUGAGGAAUUUGACAAGACUUCUUUUCAUAAAGUACGGCACUCUGAAGAUAUGCAGUUUGCUUUUUCAUAUUUCUAUUAUCUCAUGAGUGCAGUUCAGCCGCUGAACAUCUCCCAGGUUUUUGAUGAAGUUGAUACAGAUCAGUCUGGAAUUCUUUCUGAUCGCGAGAUUCGUACAUUGGCCACAAGAAUCCAUGAACUUCCUCUAAGUUUGCAGGAUUUGACAGGUCUGGAACAAAUGUUAAUAAAUUGUUCUAAAUCCCUACCACUCAAUAUUACUCAGAUUAAUAUUAUACCACCAACUCAGGAAGCAUAUUAUGAUCCCAAUCUGCCUCCAGUGACUAAAAAUCUGCUAACCAAUUGUAAGCUUGUGACUGAUCGAAUUCGCAAAGCAUAUAAGGACAAAAACAAAUACAGAUUUGAAAUUAUGGGAGAGGAAGAAGUUGCUUUCAAAAUGAUCCGUACCAAUGUUUCUCAUGUUGUUGGACAACUUGAUGACAUACGGAAAAAUCCCAGAAAAUUUGUUUGCCUUAAUGACAACAUUGACCACAAUCACAAGGAUGCACAGACAGUAAAGGCAGUGCUUAGGGAUUUUUAUGAAUCAGUGUUUCCCAUCCCAUCUCAAUUUGAACUGCCAAGAGAGUAUCGAAACCGGUUUCUUCAUACACAGGAGCUUCAGGAAUGGAGAGCCUACAGAGACAAACUGAAAUUUUGGACACAUUGUGUGCUAGUGACAUUGAUUGUCUUCACCAUCACUUCAUUUUUUGCUGAGCAGUUAAUAGCCCUCAAACGGAAAAUUUUUCCAAGAAGAAGAAUCCAAAAAGAAGUCUGCCAUGAACGAAUGAAGGUUUAGAAGAAUUUGGGUUUUGUACAUUAGUCUACCUCAACAUGUGAUGAGCAUGUACAUUUUUUAUUUCAGAAAUGUCUUGAUAUGUUCUGUCCUGGACAUGAACAGAAGUGCUCCCAUUACAUCUUUUGUAACUCUGUAUGAAUCAUGCUACUGAGCUUAGAGAGGAGAGUGAGGAAAAGAUGUAGCUCGCAAGAAUUAUCUCCUGAUUGCAUUAUCCUUUUUAUAAAAAGGGUUGCUGAAUGAAACUUAGCUGCAUUUGUUGCAGUAGUGUUGUCCAUUAAAUCUAAUUUUGAAAAGUUACAUUUCUAUUAUGCAUUUGUCUGAGCUUGCAUCCCAAGUUGUUUGGUGGGUUACUUCCUAUUCAUUGAAUAGCUAUUCAGUGAAUAGCUUACUCCUUGUAUCCUACUCUUUGAACAAUAAAGCAUAUGUAUUUGAACUGCAAUCUUGCACCCUCAAAACGUGGAUGUGGACCAGCCUUCAUAGCCAUACACUGUAACUCUUCUGGCUCUUCUUUUCACCGUUGCUUGUGAUAUGUUAACUGCUUCACAAUGUUUCCCCCCUUGCAGUAUGUCAAUUUGUAUCUGUAGGAAUUUGGGGAAUGAGGGAGGGGUAGACAGCUGGAUAAAAGAGAAUGAAUUUCUGGAAGAUUCCUAUAACAUUACAUUUGUCGCAAAUUGCCUUGCAGCACGGGAACACAACUGGAAUAAUAGUGUGAUGGGAUGGGUCAUGAUCUAGAGGUACUACUGUCUAUAUUGCUCUUUAGGCGCAUAGGGGCAAGAUUAUAGGAUUUUUUCCCCAUUUAGACCAUAUAGGCUUUGCAAGCAUGUAUGGACAACUAGAACCCCCCAGAUAUUUUGGCUUGCAACUUCCAUCAGCCCUAACCAGCAUAGCCAGUGGUGAGGGAUAGGAAUUCAGAUUAGGAAAAUUUGUUAUGACUAGUGUUGUCUGUCCCUCUGGUGAAAUAUUUGUAAUUUGAACAUAGUGUGGAUUUGACUUUGGCAUGUUUUCUGGAUAAGGGAUGGAUGGAACUGAUAAUGUGUUAUUGCUGUAUUUUUCUGUUAAUAGAUAAGGAAAGUAAGUUUUUAAAAAAUGAGUCCAACUUUUAUGCCAAUGUAAUGCCUUUUGUUGCUGAAAAUGUUAAUUGCAGCCUAAUCACUGUAAGUCUAAUUUAAAAUAUCAGACUAUAAUCAAGUAAAAGGGGCUUGGAUGUAACUUAUUUGUACAAGUGUUGUAUAUUUCACAGCAGAAGUGCCUCACUAAAUAAGUUGUCAGUAUAUUGUAUUGUUUUAAAUGUAUCAGUAUAUUAGCAUGCUAUAUAGAGUAAUUUCUUAUAUCAUGCAUUAAUUUUUUAAAAAUCAAUACAUGAUCUCUCCUGAUUUACUAAGAUGUAUCCCAAACCAGGGAAAGGGGGGGAGGAUACUGUAUGUUGAUUCUUCUUCUUUUUAAAUAAACAUCUUCAAUCAUGAUAUUAGCAAACUGAACAGACUCAAAGCACAUACACAUAAAUAAUUACUUUAUAAUGAAGUUAUGGGAUUUUCAGUGUAAUUGUAUUGGAAAAUUUAUGCUUUUAAUAGAUAAUGUUAUUGAUUUCAGAAUGUUACACUGUGAAUGUGUUGGAGAAGGAAAAAAUGCCAGCUCUUUAAUGUUCUGAAAAGUGUAAAAUAUUUUGAAAUAGAAAGAGCACCUUAUUCUUUAUCCAGUACACAUAACUAAUUUUAAAUGAAAUAAAUCCAGUUUGACCUCUUUAACAUA
This is a messenger RNA of Pogona vitticeps (central bearded dragon), 5703 nucleotides long. RefSeq names its product N-acetylglucosamine-1-phosphate transferase subunits alpha and beta (gene GNPTAB). The record is from RefSeq and is a predicted model, not a curated record. Lineage: Eukaryota; Metazoa; Chordata; Lepidosauria; Squamata; Agamidae. Gene Ontology annotation, cellular component: Golgi apparatus. Gene Ontology annotation, molecular function: UDP-N-acetylglucosamine-lysosomal-enzyme N-acetylglucosaminephosphotransferase activity; calcium ion binding. Gene Ontology annotation, biological process: N-glycan processing to lysosome; carbohydrate phosphorylation.